Molecule: messenger RNA, 1046 nt
Organism: Striga asiatica
Lineage: Eukaryota; Viridiplantae; Streptophyta; Magnoliopsida; Lamiales; Orobanchaceae
Source: the annotation of a GenBank genome assembly
GGAUAUAGGCACGGUGGAUCUCCACGUCUUCUCCAUGCUCGAUGAACGGCGAUUGGAACAGCAGCCGGAAGGAGCUCAUCGAGGCACUAGAGAAUCUCGGGAUCUCCAUCGUCUUCACCCUCCAUAAAUCACGCCUUAUCCUCCUUCUCUCUUCCUUUUUCAAGUUUAUUUAUAUUUUCUUUCUGGCCGACGUUUAUCCGGCGAUACCGAGAUCGCCUGAGGGCACCGAACCGAGAGCACCAGGUUCCGGCGAACGGGCGAAUCAGAACCCCACGGCUGGAGCAGCGAGAGCAAGCAGCCCGCGGCUGCGCAGGUUUCUGAGCACGUCCGGCAACAGGCGAGGCUUCUUCCAGGAACAGGAACAGCGCUCUUCCAUGGCAGAGACGAGAAUUUCCACGGGGUUGAGACUAGCUUCAUGCGGCUGAGACGAAACAAGUUUCGAUGACAAAAAAUCAAUGUUUUCCAGCCCGAUUCUUCUUCUUCGACUGGCGAACGAGAGAGCAGCACCAAUCCGACGACGACAAAUCAAUCCAUUCGGCCAGCAAGCUUCCAGCAGCGAGCCACCAACUACCGACGACCGUGAGCCCACCAUUCAAGGCGAGCCGAGGGUCAUCAGAAUUCCUGGCGACGGGACCAACGUCCGACGAGGCCAGUCCUCCAGCAACUUCGGGCCUCGAUUCCCAUCGGGCCGCGACUGUUUGCAAGCCCCGACCAUUGUCCAGCGAUUUCGAGCUCUCGACGACCGAGGUUUGCUUAGCCCCGUCUUCCGACAACGGCCGAGACCUCCGACUUCCAGCCAUGUCCUCGACCUGCGAUCGGCGACCGAGGCUCCGUCCGGCGGCCUUCGUCCGACCUCGCCAAGCUUCCGGCAGGUCGAGCCAUCGGAUUCCCGCGAGUUCCGACGACUAAGGACUACCCGACGAACAGAGGAGGGCCGAAGUGCCGAGCUGCAGCCGCUUAGCCGAGCCAAAAACCGUCUGAAUCGAGCUCCUUUCUUUCUCUGUUUUUCACGAGAAAGGGAGACUUUGUGUGACAUUCCUGCCGUG